AUGGCCGAUUCUACAGGUGUUGAUGAAAUAAAAGCCGCCGUACAGCUAUGUCUCAUUCAACGUCAAGGCCUUUACCAAAAUGUUACUGCAUUCUCCAUGCACUUUGAGGACAAUGAUACUGGAGCCUCCAGGGCCUUCAACAAUUUCAAGGACCUUGCCUCGAUAUUUGGAAUCUCGAAUGUUGAGGAAUGCAUCAUUAGCGCCCACGAUAAAAUGCCAGGCUGGGCUGUUAUUGGACGCUUGGUAGCUCAUCUGUCGGCUGCCAUUCAGAACUGUUCUCCUGACUCUCCCGAGAGGUGCCUUGUUCUGAUACAUUACGCCGGCCAUGGUGUCAGUGACGAUAUACUACGGGGCUGA
This is a messenger RNA of Trichophyton benhamiae CBS 112371, 357 nucleotides long. RefSeq lists its product as uncharacterized. Bases 1 to 357 code for a protein of 118 amino acids. Lineage: Eukaryota; Fungi; Ascomycota; Eurotiomycetes; Onygenales; Arthrodermataceae. The transcript has a single exon. The record is from RefSeq and is a predicted model, not a curated record.